AUGUAUCACAACAAAGACAUAAUAAAUAAACUAGCGAGAGUUAGAAAUAACAUUAAUACCGUUCAAUCCAGGAUCGACUCGACUGAUACCUCCAAUGGCAAUAACACUCAACUCGACUUUCUACCUUCCUUACACUACCUAUCCACCCUAUCCACCCUAUCACAACAACUGCACACCUUCAGAUCUGCAGGUAUUUCAACUUUUCAAGUAAACAUUCAAAAUGGUAAAAGAGAGAAAUCUAGAAAUGACAUCACCCAAAAAGGUUUGGCAGUUAGAAUUGAAGUAUUUACCUCGAAAAAGUACUUGGAGCCUUUCUAUUUGAUCAUGUCUAGGGAAAAAGGCGUUGAAAAUGUUAUAAAUAUCAAUCACCACACUAUACCAAGUUUCAUCGAUAUUGACUCACUUGGUAAACGUUACUUGGGUUGGUCAGAUUACUCUUCUUUUAGCAAAUAUCACAUUCCUUCAUCUAUAAACACUUGGGCUUUCAUCGAAUCUGUCCAACUUCAUCUUACUGCUUUUGCUCAAAGAAGGCUACAAGCUAAUCUAUGCAAACAACAUUUAAAAUUCCUUGGUGAAUCCCUAGAAAUUAUCGCAAACGAUGGUUAUCAGAACAUUCAAUUCGAAUGGGAAAUUAAUCCUCUACGCAUUCAAACUAAUCAAAUUGGUAGGGGUCAAGACCUCGGUAAACUCCCCUACAAACGUAAAGUUAGAGUUCAAAUAGAGUUUACCAAUCUUUGCUUCUCUCAUUUGCACAUUGAACGUCGUCAAAAAGGUGGUCAUAUAUCUGUCGAAAUUAUCCUGAAUUCCCUUCCAAUUAAUAGCAUUAGAGGUUAUGAAUCUAACCCACCUUUUGUCUUUCCACAACAAUUUGAACACCUCUUUUGGUCUCGUGAACAGGCUUCUCAAGUGAACAAUCCUUGGAUGAUGGACUUACAUUUAGGCAUAUCUAAAGUCGUGAAAGCUAUAAAAAAGGGUGACUACGUCGCUCACUUCCCUAAAACUGUUAGAAUUCCCGUUGAAACUCCCCCACAACCUUAUCAAGUUGAAGAUGAUGAAGUCUUGCCAUCUGAACAAUACAAUCAAAGAAUUGAUAGAGUUCAAAAACGCAUUGCCGUUGGCCCUCCUGAAGACGCUCAAGAUAAUCAGCUUUGGCUAGACACCGAACGAGCGUACGAGUCUUUCAGUGAAAGAUGGCAUAAUUUACCUAAAGAUAAGAAGAUUCAAAAGAAUCAAGCUGCAAAUCUCAACAAGUUUGCUCAUAAGUUUGACGCAAAUCUUAGAAAAACCCUUCCAAACCAAAUGAAGGAGGUUAGAAAUAAAGUUAACUCAGCUGAGGAUUCUCGAGCAGAAGACGGAAUUUCUCAUUUCCUUUCGCCUGGUCCAUUGGAGGGGAAGAGAUCACAAGCAUCAGAACAACCGCUAUCUCAUGACAUAACUGCUUCUAGUCUCAAACAAGCUGAAGUCCCAGCAGAGGGUACAAUGAUUGAAGGGAUACCAAUGCAGAACAAACGAAAAGAAACUUCGACUCAAAGAAGUGAGCGCAAAACAAGAACUACUAAAGCACGCAGGACUUCAAUGCAGAAAUAUCUUGACAGGCUUAGAGAAUCUAAAGAGAAGAAAUCCAGUUCAUCGGAAGAAGGCGAAGCGUCUGUACCGGCCAAGAAAGGGUAUAAAACAUCAUCCAAUAUAAGCGAGAGAGGUCCCACACCAUUUAGAUCUCAAUCGCAAUUUCUCCAAGAGCAAGUGAAAAGCUUGAAGAGAAAUCGUAUCAGGAGUGAGAAACAGUCAAUACGUAAUAGAGAACAAAUUCAAGCGACGAAAGAGAGACAGAAAAGCUCUGGUGCAAGAAAUGAAAAAUCCAAAGGUAGAAAGCAGCGGAAACAAUAA
Molecule: messenger RNA, 1887 nt
Organism: Wallemia ichthyophaga EXF-994
Lineage: Eukaryota; Fungi; Basidiomycota; Wallemiomycetes; Wallemiales; Wallemiaceae
Exons: 1
Coding region: 1-1887 (628 amino acids)
Cellular component (GO): kinetochore; Mis6-Sim4 complex
Source: RefSeq, a predicted model, not a curated record